Lindgomyces ingoldianus is the source of this 7362-nucleotide messenger RNA. Its product is annotated as ketoacyl-synt-domain-containing protein. Gene Ontology annotation, biological process: secondary metabolite biosynthetic process; fatty acid biosynthetic process. Gene Ontology annotation, molecular function: oxidoreductase activity; fatty acid synthase activity; phosphopantetheine binding. The record is from RefSeq and is a predicted model, not a curated record. Bases 1 to 7362 code for a protein of 2453 amino acids. The transcript has 12 exons. NCBI's taxonomy places the organism in Eukaryota, Fungi, Ascomycota, Dothideomycetes, Pleosporales, Lindgomycetaceae.
AUGGAGGCUAUUGCUAUCGUAGGAUUCUCAUUCCGCUUUCCUCAAGAUGCUGACGAUGUGAAUGGUUUCUGGGAUAUCAUUCUCAAUGGGAAAUCGACCAUGACAGAGGUCCCAAAGAAUAGAUGGGAUAUCAAUGGAUACUACUCUCACGAUCAGUCAAAACUCGACUCUCUCCCUUGCCGCGGAGGACAUUUCAUGAGGAAUGAUGUCGCCAAAUUUGAUGCUGCGUUUUUCUCUAUGAAUGAAUCGGAGGCCAAGGCCAUGGAUCCACAGCUCCGUGGGCUGUUAGAGGUAACUUUCUGCGCUCUCGAGAAUGCGGGUAUCAAAUUAGACGGUGUGCGUGGUUCCAAGACGUCCGUGUUUGUUGGGAAUAUUUCCUCAGACUAUGAACGACUCUAUGGGCAUGACGAAGAGAUCCAAUCACCCUAUAAAGCGACUGGAGUUUCCAACGCAAUGCUUUCUAAUCGCCUGAGUUGGUUCUAUGACUUGAGGGGACCUAGCAUGACCGUGGACACGGCAUGCUCAAGCAGCUUAGUCGCUCUUCACCUCGCAUGUCAAAACAUACGUGUAGGGGAGUCUAACAUGAGCUUAGUCUGUGGUUCAAAUCUUUACUUUGACCCGAGAGCAAGUGCCAUUCCCCUCUCUAAUCAAGGAUUCUUAUCCCAGAAUAGCACCAGCAAGAGCUUUGAUGAAGCCGCAGACGGAUACUCAAAGGGUGAGGGUCUCGCAGUAAUCGUACUUAAACGUGUGUCCGAGGCACUUCGCGAUGGUGAUACAAUUCGUGCAGUAAUCCGAGGCACUGGUGCGAAUCAAGAUGGCCGAACCCCGUCAAUAGCCCAGCAUAACCCCGAGGCCCAAGCCGAUCUCAUACGAAGAGUAUACAACGAUUUCGACAUAGAUCCCGGGGUCACACGGUACUUCGAAGCUCAUGGAACGGGAACAACAGUGGGAGACCCCAUUGAGGCCGAUGCAAUUCAGCGUGUCUUCGGAUGCUAUCGCUCAAGGGCUGAUCCCCUCUAUAUUGGUUCAACUAAGGCAAACAUUGGACAUUUGGGAGCGACCAGUGGUCUAGCUGGAAUGAUCAAAACCGUUCUCGUCCUUGAGAAGGGAAUUAUUCCUCCCAUAGCGCUGCUAGAAAACCUCAACAAGAAGAUAGACCCAAGCUGGAGCCUGGAGUUUCCUACAGCGCCUCUUCCAUGGCCAGGAGUUGGCGUUCGGCGCGCCUCCGUCAAUGCAUUUGGUUACGGUGGGGCCAAUGCUCACAUCGUUAUCGAUGAUGGCCGAAGUUUUCUGCUCGAACAUGCACCCUUCAAACUGAUUGAUACGUUCGAUGCCCCAGUAUCGAAGCACCUGUUGGUGUGGUCCACCGCAGACGCCAGCGGUUUCGGCAGACUCGCCUGCCAACUAUCCCGGAAUGUUUCUGGAAAAUGUACCGAGGACCAAUCUGAGUACCUGCAUGAUCUUGCAUAUACACUAUCCGAAAGGCGCACCCUAUUUCCAUGGAGAUCUUUCGCUUUAGCAGAGAACUGUACCGACCUGCAAGAGAAUAUCAUUCAUAGUCUGCUAAAGCCGAUGCGCUCGUCAACCGCACCGAAUAUCCAUUUUAUUUUCACAGGCCAAGGUGCGCAGUGGGCCGGUAUGGGUAUGGAGCUCCUCCGAUAUCCGAUCUUUGAAAGCAGUAUGCACGCUGCCGACGUUCAUUUCCGUGCCCUUGGGUCUAGUUGGUCGUUGAUAGAUGAGUUAAGGGCGUUGAACUCAUCUCGAAUAAAUGACCCUGAAAUAGCUCAGCCGGCAUGCACUGCGUUGCAAGUUGCUUUAGUGGACCUUCUAGCCGAUUGGAACAUACAUCCACACUCAGUUGUGGGACACUCUUCGGGAGAAGUCGCGGCAGCUUACAGUGCUGGCUCUAUCUCAAAAGAAUCGGCAUGGACCAUCGCAUACUUCCGAGGCUCCAUAGCCUGUCGCCCCCAGUCGACCACAAGUGGUUGCCAGGGUGCCAUGAUGACUGUCGCACUCUCAGUCACUGAAUUACGUCCGUACUUGGAAGAAUAUACUAAACGCCCAAAAGAUUGCCAUGGUGUAUCCGUUGGAUGCAUCAACAGUCCACGAAAUACGACAUUAACCGGCUCAGCGGUAUCCAUCGAAGCCCUCAAGAAACGGCUGGAUGAAAAUCAAGUCUUCACUCGGAAACUCAACAUUCCCGUGGCCUAUCAUUCUAUCCACAUGCUGCAGUUUGUGCAUCAGUACCGCGAAUCACUCAAGGGUGCUAUCUCGUACGAUGAUGCUCGACAACAUCCCAUCUCCACCCUUUUCUCGUCUGUCACAGGCCAACCCCUUUCCUCCGAAGAACUCCUUGACCCUGAAUAUUGGGUGAGAAAUUUACUUUCUCCGGUAGUAUUUGAGGACGCAAUUCGCCGUUUGCGAAAUGAUGCGAAUGAUCGAACUGGACAUGGGGCCAGCUCGAAAGCGAUAAAUUGCCUAAUCGAAGUUGGACCCCAUCCCGCUUUACAAAGAUGUGUGUUGGAUAUAUUUCAUGAGACCCCGGAUCUCGAGUACCACCGAUCGCUCCGGCGUAACACUCCUGCCGUCUCCAGCCUGAAAGAGCUUGGUGGAAGCUUGUUCAUGCGUGGCUAUCCGGUCGACGUCAAGAAGAUAAAUCAAGAGAAUUCGAGGCGUCAUCCGCGGCUUCUGACUGACCUUCCCGCAUAUUCCUUCAAUCAUUCCCAAUCCUAUUGGCUAGAGAGUCGGCUUUCAAGAAACCGACGGUUCCGGAAAUUACGCAGACACGAGCUAGUGGGCAGACCCUCUGAUGAUUGGAACUCCCACGAAGCAAAAUGGCGUUUCACCAUUCGCGUACGCGAGCAUGAAUGGGUCAAACACCACGUAGUUAGCACAGCUCCAGGAGGCAAACAACAGCCAAGCUGGGCAUACCGUAUUUACGUCCUCGAACAAGAAGAUUUCCGAUUGAUCUCAUCGGGAUGUAUUUUGAUUGAGCUGGCUGAUCCCUCAGAUAUCGUCGCUUCUUCAUCAGCUAAGGACAAAACGCGUCAGAAAUACAAGACUCUUUACAAGCGUGCCCUUGCCGAGUGUACGAACCCGUUCUCGUCGAACGAAUUUUACGAGACGCUUAAGGCUCUUGGAGCUCGAUUUGGUCCUUCUUUCCGCAACCUUCAGCAUAUUUUCUUCGACAACGGAGGUAGCCAAGCUAUUGCGAGCAUGAAAUUAGAUCAUUGGAGGACCACAUUUCCCACCGUACAAAUUGAAGAGCAUGUAAUUCAUCCUACGGCACUUGAUGUCCUCUUCCAGCUUCCAUAUGCCGCAAUGUCCAAAGGAAGCGAACACGCAGUACCGCUGAUGAUUCCAACGAAGGUCGAGCAUGUCUGGAUCUCUCAUGAUCUUCUAUCAAUCCCGAAUGAGGUGGGUCUUUCUCUUUAUGCCCGAACAAUUCGACGAGAGAUCAGAGAGGUGGAGUUCAUAACUGAACUCCUGAAUACCAGGACGUGGGAACCUCUAAUCUCCUUCAAAUCAUUCCGAUUGGCGGCCGUCAAUUCCCCAAGCUCCACACCUACCUCCACUAAUGAGAUCCGCCGCUUAUGCUAUCGGUUUGACUGGAAGCCUGACAUAAGCCUUGUAGGAGGUGAACAAAUCAUGGAAUACUGCCGUGCUGCGACCGAGAAACUUGACAACCCCGUUGAUCCUGUGGAUGACGAAGUCUGCCUUUAUUUUCUGUCGCAAGCAAUCGAACAAUUGGAAUCCGUAGGGUUCCAACCUGGGAGCCUUCACUUGCGGAAGUACGUAGAAUGGGCCAAAGACUUCCUAAACAAACCGCAAGCACAAGAUACGAGCGGCUUGAAGAGAUUGAAAGGGCUGAGCGAAGUAGAUAUAGAUGAUUUCCUGCAUACUUAUGCGGCAGGUUCCCCUUCAAGAGGCGCCUACCUCCGAUUCGGUCAGAAUUUACCUCUCAUUCUGCGUGGUCACAUUGAUGCUCUUCAUCUGCUGUUUAAUGAAGGCCUGGCCGCAGAGAUCUACAACGGCCCGGUAUUCUCCUACAGCAUACGGAGGUUGACGGCAUAUCUGGAUCUACUCGCUCACAAGGACUCUAGCCUCGACAUCCUCGAGGUUGGCGCCGGAACUGGAAGCGGCACAAAGCACAUCUUGCACACUUUGUCGCUACACGGAGAAUGGGAAAGUAAAACACCCAGGUAUAACACAUACCACUUCUCUGACAUUUCUCCUUCCUUCUUCGAGGAUGCUCGUGUGCAAUUUGAGACCCAUGCCGACCGUAUGCAGUUCAAGCUGCUAGACAUUGAGCGCACUCCAUUCGACCAAGGCUUUUCCCAUGCACAAUACGACGUAAUAGUAGGCGUCUCCGUGCUUCAUGCCACAAAGAGCAUUGACGAAACUCUGCACAAUCUGAAAAGCCUUUUGAAACCUGGAGGCCAUUUACUAUUAACAGAGCCCACCAACAUCCGAAGCGUAGUAAUUCCGUUCGUUUCUGGGGUAUUAGCUGGUUGGUGGCGAUCUAGCGUGUCGCAUAACGCACUAAGCCCUCUCUAUACCAGGGAUGAAUGGAACGACGCGCUCAUUCGUACUGGAUUCACCGGUUUGGAAGUGUUCCUAUCAGAUGAAUCAAAUGAUACGCAUCACGUCUUCAGUUUCAUUGCUUCCAAAGCAUGCAAUAUUGAGAAACGCGCGAGUGAUCUUCCCCCAGUCAUUGUCGUAGCCGGUGAGACAUCACUUCAGCAACGAAUCUCGGCUCAUGUUCAAUCGAGCCUGCUAGAAUAUGGUUUCAUGGAUUGCCGCAUCACUGACUUCAACUCUCUAUCGGACUUGAACCUUUCUGGAUUUGCUUGCAUAUCACUACUGGAGUUCGAGCGUUCUUUUCUGACAGGGAUGAGCGAGCAAAGUUAUACGACUCUCAGACGCUUAUUCGGCACAGCUAACCACCUCAUUUGGGUAACAGGCGGAGGCGGCGAGCAAGCAAGCCGGCCUGAGGCCGACGUCAUUUCAGGCCUCGGAAAGACAACCUCAAUCGAGAGACCGGAGCUGAAGUUUUGUCAUCUGGAUGUUCAAGAGGACUUGAUUAUACCCCCCAGUGUUGCGGAGCUCCUACUGGGUUCCAUAACACAAGAUGCACGAAACUGCGAGAUAGAUGUGGUCGAAAAUCGUGGGCUCUUGUACAUUCCUAGGGUUGUGGAGGCUGUGGAUAUCAACGCCAUGUACUGGGCAGCGUUUGGUCGAAAGAACCCCGCUCUGACCUUCGUAACACCCGGACAACUUGGUAGUAUCCACUACAUUGCCCAUGACACAUUCGAUUCAUCAAUCGAAUGUGGAGAAGUUAUUGUGGAGGUAAAGGCAACCGAAUUUGCUGGUGUCGUCAGCCAGGCCAGCCCCGAUACGCUCAUUCAAAUCGGCGCUCGGGUCUGCGGAAUUGUAAGAGGGAGUUUCAAAUCGCACGUUCGCAUCCACGAGAGGAAUCUCAUCGAGAUACCCAAAGCUGUCAAUUUCGUUGAAGCGGCGUCGAUUCCAGUAGCAUUUACUACAGCACAGUACGGCUUGGUCCAUCUUGCCAGGCUGCGGAGAGGAGAAUCUAUUCUCAUACACGCUGCCGCGGGCGCUGUUGGUCAAGCCGCAAUCCAGAUUGCUCAGAAGCAUGGCGCUGAUAUAUACGUCACUGUCAGUUCCGACAGAAAGAAAAAACUUCUGAUGGAUAAGUAUCACUUGGAGGACACGCACUUUUUUUCAAGCCGGAAUUCUUCAUUCCCGCAACAUAUUAUGGAUGCGACAAAAGGUCGUGGAAUCGACGUAGUCUUAAACUCUUUAGCAGGUGGAGGCCUUACCGAGACAUGGAGAUGUAUGGCACCCCUUGGUAGGUUUAUUGAGAUUGGGAAACGGGAUAUUGACGCUUUCGCACACCUUCCCAUGGCUCCAUUUUCCAAGAAUGUUACCUUCUCAUCACUGGAUAUUGCAACUGUCUAUCAGCAUGACGUUCGUCUCAUGGGGCAACUGAUGGAAGAGAUAGAGUGCAUGCUCUCGACAACACCACCGGAAAUAUCUACGCCCUACCCUUUGCGGGUGUUUAAGCGGUCUGAGUUCGAGGGUGCGUUUCGAUCCUUGCAGACUGGAAUGAAUAGCGGGAAAGCAGUUGUGGAUUGGGCGGUCGAAGACAACAUCCGGAUUAUCCCAAAGAGCGUUCACAAGUACAAGUUCGACUUGGAUGCCACUUAUAUCAUCAGUGGCGGCUUGGGAGGGAUAGGUCGAAGUAUUGCUCGAUGGAUGGCUGAGCGGGGAGCGAAGAACUUAAUUUUGCUUUCCCGCACAGGAGCUGGCACAUCUAAAGCAUGUGCUCUGCUCAAUGAACUGAAGGAACGAGGUGUAAGAGUGGAGGCUCCACCCUGUGACAUCUCAGACCAAAGUGCUCUUAGCACUGUUCUAGCACACUGCGAAAGGAUCAUGCCACACAUCAAAGGAUGCAUCCAAGCAUCUAUGGUAAUCAAUAAUUCCAAGUUUGACCGCAUGACGCUGCACGACUUCAACGCUGCCUUGCCAUCGAAGAUUUCCGGCACCUGGAAUCUUCACCACUUGCUUCCUUCCGGAAUGGAUUUCUUUAUUCUCUUAGCAUCUCUUGCCGGGGUCCACGGUGCAAGCGCGCAAGCAAACUAUGCUGCCGCAUGUUCUUUCCAGGAUGCAUUUGCACGCUACCGGCAUAGUCUUGGAGAAAGGUGUACGUCUCUAGACUUGGGAGUAGUCUCGUCCGUCGGAUAUAUUGCGGAGAGAAUCGACGUUGCAAAAAAGCUUACACUGUCUUACACUGGUCAUGACCAAAUGGAUGAGCGGGACCUUGACUUCGUCGUCGAGCAAGCCAUCACUAAUCCGACACCAAAAUCCUCGACUGGUUGGGAUACUCAAGUCCUCGCCGCCAUGACCACUCCAGCUAUGGUCAAGAAGAGCGGACUUCUAGAAGAGCAUGCCUGGAUGCAAAAACCCUCAUUCCGACACCUCUACCAGAUCGACAAAGGCCACAACUCAAUCUAUGGCACACCUUGGGCCAAGACCAACUAUGAGCAGCUGCUGCAAUCAUCUUGUGAUUUAAAGGAGGCUGGAGAUGUGAUUGCAUCAGCCUUGAUCCAGAGACUGUCACGCUCGCUCUCUGUGCUGGAGGAAGACAUUGAUGCACAUAAACCAGCGCAUGCUUUUGGAGUCGACAGCCUAGUUGCAGUGGAGCUGAAAUUCUGGUUCCAGAAUGAGAUCAAAGCUAACUUAACAAUAUUGCAAAUACUAGGUGGGAGCUCCAUUCAGGAGCUAGGAAAUCUAGCGGCAGAGAAAAGCGAAUACUGUUCGAAGGCGUGGGAUAACGUUUAA